AGAAAUCAAGAAAACAUGACAUAACCCUUUCUUUUGGGCCUAAUGAAAAUGAAAUCAAAAUGUUAAAGCAAAUUUUAAUAAAAACAAUUCCUAGGACUUAUGAAUUUGGUGUUACAAACAGUUUAAUAAUUAAAAGGUUUGCGGGCCACUCCAAAUGGGCCAAUAUAAAACAUAUAAAGGGAUUGAAAGAUGCCGAAAGAUCCAAAGUAUUUACGAAAUUAGGAAGGCAAAUUAAAGUUGCUGUAACUGAUGGAGGUUCAACUGAUCCUAAAAAAAAUCUGCUAUUAGCUCAAGUUAUUGAACAAACCAAAAGGGCAAAUAUGCCUGUAGCGACUUUGCAAAGUAUUCUAAAAAGUUGCGAGAAUGAUAAGUCGCAAAAUAAACAAUAUAUGUUAGAAAUUAAGGGUCCUGGAAGUUGUUUUAUACUAUGUGAAGUAUAUACCAAUCAACUUCAUAUUCUUAAACAAAACAUGAGUUCAAUUUUGAGAAAGAACCAAUCAAGAUGGAGUGAUGGUGGAGGCCUACAUCUAUUUCAAGAAAAGGGUCAGAUAGAUACCGAACAUCCUUCUUUAGCUGGCAAAGCAGAAGCAGAAAUUAUAGAACAAGUCACAGAUCAUGCCAUUGAAUCAGGAGCUGAAGAUGUCAAAAUCAUAGAAAAUAAUUUUAUACAAUUCACUUGUGGCAAAACGAACCUAAACCAAGUUGUUCAAGAACUAGAAAAAUUAGGUUAUAAAGUGACCAGUGCUGAAGUGGAAUAUAUACCUCAGAAAUUGCAGAAUUUGCAAGAUGAUGAAUUAGAAGUAUGCAAAAACUUGUAUGAUAAGUUGGAAAGUAUACCAGAGGUUGUAAGACUCGUAGAUAAUAUUGCCUAAAAUUAUUAUUUUUUAAUAUCCAGCUGUACAUUAUGUAAAGUUUUAAUGUUUAUGUUUAUAUAAUUUUAUUUAUUAAAUUAUAUAAAAAGUUAGUUUGGAAUUUACUUUGUUAAGU
Molecule: messenger RNA, 987 nt
Organism: Psylliodes chrysocephalus
Lineage: Eukaryota; Metazoa; Arthropoda; Insecta; Coleoptera; Chrysomelidae
Source: the annotation of a GenBank genome assembly